AGCAUUCAAUUUUUUUUUUUGAGCAAAAACAUUCAAAUUAAAUAACAAUUUUCACAUUCAAGAUUGUAUUAUUUUUAGAAAAUAUUUUGGGCCCCUCCUCUUCUCACUCUAGUUCCGCCAUUGCUUCCCCCUUCAUCUUUCAUUCUUCAUCCUCUUCUGCAAGAAAAAGACGAUGCAGCCGCAACUGCAACAAAAGCCUCUCUUCUUCUUUGUCUUCUUAAGCUUCAUAAUAAUCUGGUCAUGGGGGACUCUUGACGGCGUCGUUUCAGACCCUCAGACGAAUCUAGUGCGACUGUGGUGCGAUCAAGACGGCGACAAUGAUGGGUCCAUCUUGAAGGAGAUCCUCAACGAAACGUUUCGAGACCUGAGAGCUCAGAUCGAAGACCAAAGCAAACUCUUCGGCACAGCUCAAGCAGUGAAGGCUAACAUCGCCGUUUAUGGCCUUUUUCAAUGUAGAAACUACCUCUCCAUAGCCGACUGUCUUGCUUGCUUUAACGUCGCCGCCGUGAACAUCCGCAACUGCUCCGCCAGGGCUUACGGUGCUCGUCUCGUCUACGACGGCUGCUUCCUCAGGUACGAGAGCACUCAAGAAUUCGAUCAGGCCAGUGAAAGUUGGAACAACAUAAGAUGUGGGAAUCAGACACUAAAAGAUUCCCCUGCGCUUGCUUCAACUGUGCAACAAGUUCUGACAAAUCUAGGCACAGCAACCCCCAGAAUGCCAGGUUUCUAUGCGGCCACUAAGACGGCCGUGCCUAAUAGUAAUGGCUUCAGUAUUUAUGCCAUUGCUCAAUGUGUUGAGACCCUCUCACAAAGUGGCUGCCAGAAUUGCAUCGACACUGCGUCAGGAAAAUUUCAGACUUGUCUUACAACCUCAAAUGCUGAGAGUUAUGAUACGGGCUGUUUCAUGAGAUACUCCACCAAUGCUUUCUUCUCUGAUAAUCAAACCACUGAUAUCAACGGCUUCUUGAAGAAACAAGGUUCAAGCAAUAAGGCAUUCAUCAUUGGUAUUGUUAUUGGAGGUUUAAUGCUUUUUUUGAUCCUCCUUAUUGCAUUAUUUGCCUGGAUUAGGCCACGAAAAAGCCCAAAGAGGGUUCCCAAAGGAGACAUUACUGGAAUAAGCCAGUUGAAGGCCCCAGUUAAUUACAAUUAUAAGGAUUUGAAGUCUGCAACAAAAAAUUUCAGCCUUGAAAAUAAACUUGGAGAAGGAGGAUUUGGUGCAGUAUAUAAGGGCACUCUGAAGAAUGGGAAAGUAGUUGCAGUCAAGAAAUUAACUUUACGGCAAUCCAAGAGGGUGGAGGAAGAAUUUGAGAGUGAAGUGAAGCUUGUAAGUAAUGUUCAUCAUCGGAAUCUUGUUCGACUUCUUGGAUGUUGUAGUAGAGGCAAUAAGAGAAUUCUGGUCUAUGAAUACAUGGAAAAGACCAGUCUCGACAGAUUCUUAUUUGGAAAAAAUAAAGGUUCUCUUAAUUGGAAACAACGAUAUGAUAUAAUUUUAGGAACAGCAAGAGGCUUGGCUUAUCUUCAUGAAGAAUUUCAUGUCUGUAUUAUUCAUAGAGAUAUAAAGACUAACAACAUUCUCAUAGAUGAUGAUUUACAACCUAAGAUUGCUGAUUUCGGCUUAGCGAGGCUCUUACCCGAGGACAAAACUCAUCUCAACACAAGAUUUGCUGGAACAUUAGGAUACACAGCACCGGAGUAUGCGAUUCAUGGACAAUUAUCAGAGAAGGUUGAUGUGUAUAGCUAUGGUGUUGUAAUCCUAGAAAUCAUUAGUGGUCGAAGAAACAAUGAAUUAAAUGUCAACGGUGCUGCUGAAGGCGAAUUCCUCCUUCAACAAGCUUGGAAGUUAUAUAAGAGAGGCAUACACAUAGAGUUGGUGGACGAUACCAUAGACCCUAAUGAUUAUGAUGUAGAAGAAGUGAAGAAAAUCAUAGAGAUUGGUUUGCUUUGCACUCAAGGAUCUGUAGAAAUAAGGCCGAAAAUGUCUGAAGUAGUUGCACUGCUCCAACAAAAGGGUUUAUCAGAGGAUAUGAGACCCACUAUGCCUAUUUUGAUUGAAAUUAAUUAGACCCAUUAUGCCUUCUCUACAGAUAUAUAAUUGUUAUUUCUUUGACUUUCAUAUUGUCAGCAAGAUGAUUUUAUUCACCGGGAACGUAUAGUUGUGGCUCAGUUCAAGCAAAAAUUAGGGGGAAACCAAGAUAGAAGAAGGAGAAAUCUGAAAAUGAUGGUCCUUCAUUCCGUUCUCAAA
This is a messenger RNA of Prosopis cineraria, 2242 nucleotides long. RefSeq names its product cysteine-rich receptor-like protein kinase 43. Gene Ontology annotation, molecular function: protein kinase activity; ATP binding. The record is from RefSeq and is a predicted model, not a curated record. Lineage: Eukaryota; Viridiplantae; Streptophyta; Magnoliopsida; Fabales; Fabaceae. The coding region runs from base 173 to 2062 and encodes 629 amino acids. Gene Ontology annotation, biological process: protein phosphorylation. The transcript has 8 exons.